Messenger RNA from Arvicola amphibius (Eurasian water vole), 487 nucleotides. Its product is annotated as 40S ribosomal protein S16-like. Gene Ontology annotation, molecular function: structural constituent of ribosome; RNA binding. Lineage: Eukaryota; Metazoa; Chordata; Mammalia; Rodentia; Cricetidae. Gene Ontology annotation, biological process: translation; maturation of SSU-rRNA from tricistronic rRNA transcript (SSU-rRNA, 5.8S rRNA, LSU-rRNA). The coding region runs from base 26 to 466 and encodes 146 amino acids. Gene Ontology annotation, cellular component: ribosome; cytosolic small ribosomal subunit. The transcript has a single exon. The record is from RefSeq and is a predicted model, not a curated record.
GGACCUCGUGUUCAUACUUGCAGCUAUGCCGUCCAAGGGUCCGCUGCAGUCCGUGCAAGUCUUCGGACACAAGAAGACAGCCACAGCUGUGGCGCACUGCAAACGGAGAAAUGGGCUCAUCAAGGUGAACGAACGUCCCCUGGAGAUGAUCGAGACGCGCACGCUGCAGUACAAAUUACUGGAGCCUGUUCUGCUGCUGGGCAAGGAGCGAUUCGCUGGUGUGGAUAUCCGGGUCCGCGUGAAGGGUGGUGGUCAUGUGGCCCAAAUUUAUGCUAUCCGACAGUCCAUCUCCAAAGCCCUGGUGGCCUAUUACCAAAAGUAUGUGGAUGAGGCCUCCAAGAAGGAGAUCAAAGAUAUCCUCAUCCAGUAUGAUCGGACCCUGCUUGUAGCUGAUCCUCGGCGCUGUGAAUCCAAAAAGUUUGGAGGUCCUGGUACCCGUGCUCAAUACCAGAAAUCCUACCGAUAAGCCCAACUCAAGGAUCAGGGU